AUGACUGCAAAAUGGUUGGUCAUAAAUUUAUUGCUGUAUAUUAGAUUACUCUGUCAAUUGAAUUCGGUAGUAGCCCAUCCUACUUCUGGUACUAGGUCACCCACUAACGGUUUUCAAACUUCACGAGGCCAAUACUCUACCCCAAACGGUCAAACUACUUUUCCAGAAAUUAAUGUUACUCGUGUAUCAACUCCAGCAUCAAAUUCUACCAAACAGGUUACCCUUGAUGUAGAUAAGACUGGUAGUACCAACGACUAUGAGUACUCCAAGGAAAAUAAAGAUAAUAAGUAUCAUACAUACACAGUUAAGCAAGGUAAUGUAAUCACUAAAGUUACUAAGGGUAAUGCUGUUAUGUGGGAUUCCAAGAAUGAUGAUUAUGGCCUCAAGGCCAUAUAUAUGGAUCAUCACAACAGUCCUAAAUACCUAGCCGUGCUCCUCCAGAGUGGUAAGUUCGUACUGAUUUACAGAGCUGCAUAUGAUGUCAUAGAGAGAUCUGAUACAAAUAUGAACAUAACCCAUCAGAGGUAUGAUGUGACUAAACUUAAAUUCCUCGGAGACAGUGAUGCAGUUAUCGACGCAUCUAGUUACGAACCUACUAUAGCUGACCGAUACUAUAGUUUUGAGUUUAAGAAUGGUGCCAAGUGUAAGAAAAUCAAGUUCGGUGAUGAUGUUCUUUGGAAACACGACAGUGAGUUUGGUCAAAUUGUCUCAUUUCACCUGGAUCUCAUAUCAAAUAAAUUCUUCCUCAAGAACCACAAUGGGGAUGUGAAGAGUAUUGAAUAUACCACUGGCUCUCUUAAAGUAACUACCGUCACCACCAACUGUCUACUACUACCAACUCCUGAAUCAACUACUGUAAGUCCUGAAUUAACUACUUUAGCCCCUGAAUCAACUACCGUAAUUCCUGAUCAAACUGAAACAACUGCCACAUUUGCUGAAUCCACUUCCUCUUAUAACCCCUCUACUCUCGACCUGAAUACCAGAAAUUCUACCAGAGAUUUUGAUUAUUCCAAGACUGAUAAUGUUCAUGUUUACACUGCUAAGUCUAACCACUCCUUCAGCAAAAUCACCCGUGGGUCCAACACCGUCUGGGAGGCUCCCGACAAUGUGUCUGCUAAGUCUGUAAUAUUUGUUGAUGAAUCUAUUAAGUAUGUAACUAUUGAUCUCGGUGGUGGUUUCUACCGAACAGUCCAAGUCGACCCAAAGUCUCAAACAAAUACCAAAACCAAUAAUACCAGAACCAAAAAUAUACCACUGAUUCUACUAGUACCACUUAUACUACUACCACCAACACUACUAACCCUGCUGAUACUUCUCCUACUGAAGCACCUUCUACUACUAAAAAAACAGAAACAACUUCUCAAACUAGAACAACCCCUCCCACUGAAUCAACAAAUGCUACUCCCGCAUAUGUAA
This is a messenger RNA of Theileria parva strain Muguga, 1416 nucleotides long. RefSeq lists its product as uncharacterized. Bases 1 to 1416 code for a protein of 471 amino acids. The record is from RefSeq and is a predicted model, not a curated record. The transcript has a single exon. NCBI's taxonomy places the organism in Eukaryota, Apicomplexa, Aconoidasida, Piroplasmida, Theileriidae.